This is a messenger RNA of Haliotis rufescens (red abalone), 3623 nucleotides long. Its product is annotated as protein Wnt-9a-like. Gene Ontology annotation, cellular component: extracellular region. Lineage: Eukaryota; Metazoa; Mollusca; Gastropoda; Lepetellida; Haliotidae. Gene Ontology annotation, molecular function: frizzled binding; cytokine activity. Bases 1015 to 2103 code for a protein of 362 amino acids. The transcript is spliced from 4 exons. The record is from RefSeq and is a predicted model, not a curated record. Gene Ontology annotation, biological process: cell fate commitment; multicellular organism development; canonical Wnt signaling pathway.
GCCAAGCGACAUAAUUGCUCCAAUGUAAGCCAUGAGCGCCUGGGCAUUAGGCAUGCAUUCAUUAUUUUGUAGUUCCGGUGGCUGCAUACUAGCAUCAUCUUUUAACACUUUAAUUUCACUACACGGAGGAUUCAAACAGGCAAGUAAUGUGCCCUUCAAUCACCACUCUAUUUCGUGGAAACAGCAUCAGUGUUCAAGAAUACUUUCAGGCAACGGUAAUUAAGUGGCUUCAUUUUGUUACAACUGAACAAACGCAUGUUACCAGUAAAACAAUGUUUUGACGCGAACGUGACAGAAAUAAAAACAUUCUUGGAAUCAGUAGAGAGAAAGUCCUGUCGGAUUCUGUUGAGAACAGCCCUACCUCUAUGCGAACUCCUCCAGCAGUACCUGACAGCGAAGUAUCCUAAAUUCUUGCUGUAAUCGGCGGGCGAGUGAAGCAUCAGAGACAUGUAGCCGCGAGGGGCCGCAUCCAGCUCGUGACAACAUCAUUUGAUAGAUGAUGGAUAAGGAUGUUGGGUUUUCUAUUAGCGAUGUUGGUGGCUUAUCUUGAAUUAACGUGUACCACAUCCAGUCCGAAACAGUGAUAUUUGGACGGCUGCAACUUUCUGGCAUUUUCAAAUACAAAGGAUGUUAUGGAUAAAGUAUUUUGCUGAGGAAUUGGAUGUUGAUCUAUAUACAGCUAAGGUACACCAGGCUCGCUCCUCUAUACCGGAUUAAUCGUUGUCAUCCGUUGGGUAGAGAACGUGAAUCACAGAGGAUAUUUCAAGGUGCGGUGGAUUGCUUCCCAUACGAGCGAGUAAUUUACAGCAACAACAAUUGAUUUGUGAAGCUUCAAGUUUAGUAUUGUAAAUGCCUGUCACAGUAGUGUCAAGCAAAUUGUGUUUUAAUACAUGGGUGACAUGUGAGUAGGCAUAUUGACAGAAGUUUGUGAGGAGCCUACAGUUACCUGUUGCGUACUUGACUAAGUAACGCGGCGCAUAUCCGUCAUGUCGACGACGAGUCUCUCUGGACACCAUGUAUUUGUGCUUUAAGAAGAUACUUACUUCGGUAUUUUUAGUGUUCAUUCUCGUGCCAACACCACAUGGAUAUUUUGGAUUGACUGCAAGAGAAGCACUCAGCAUCAAUGAGCUGUUGACUGCCCACAAGGAUGACGAGAGCAGCAUUUACAAUCUUUCCAAGGCGAAGGUGUGCGAUACGCUCUAUCUGCCACGGCAACAGAAGAAAAUGUGCAGGCGUGGAAAGGGAAUAGCAAUGACGCUCGUGCAAGCUCUUCGAUUAGCUUCAAUGGAAUGUGCACAUCAGUUUAGCAUGGAGAGAUGGAACUGUACCCUGGCACAGUACAGGCAGAAACUCCUCCGAAAAGGAUUUAAAGAAACGUCCUUCUUGUAUGCGAUAUCAUCAGCCGGUCUGGUGCACGCCUUUGCGAGUGCUUGCAGCAAGGGCUCUUUGGACAGAUGCACGUGUGAUGAAUCUAAACAUUUAGAAAACACUAAAGCCUGGAUGUGGGGUGGAUGUGGCCACAACAUACGAUUUGGAUUAAAAUUCACAAGGAAAUUUUUGAAACGGGCAAGAAAAUCAGGCAAAGACAUACGAGCCAAAAUAGAUGAGCACAACAGCCAUGUUGGAAUAAAGGUUGUCAAGGACAACGUGAAGACAGUCUGCAAGUGUCACGGCGUAUCUGGAUCCUGCACGAUGAAGUCCUGUUGGCGGCAACUUUCUUCUUUCCAUAAAAUUGGCACCAUUCUUAAAUCAAAAUAUGAACAUGCUGUCAAAGUUGGCGCCUACACAAAUCAUGCAACAGAAAAAUCUCGCCAUAAAAGAUUAAAAGGUCCCAGUGUUUCCAGCGAGGUAUUGUCAGCCCGGAGGGGCGACCUUCUGUACUUGGAUAAUUCCCCAAGCUUCUGUGGGUCAGGCAGAUACUCUCCUGGAACAUCAGGGCGAGUGUGUGACAAAGACAAUAACUGUGAAGUUAUAUGCUGCGGACGCGGGUAUAAUGUCCUACACAAGCAGGUGCAACGUUCAUGUCAGUGUCAGGUUAUAUGGUGUUGCAAAGUAAACUGUAAAAGGUGCUUACAUGAGGAAAAAAUUCAUAUGUGCAAAUAAAGCCCGAUCCUAUUUCAAUGUUAUAGUAGCAAUGAACUGCAUCGAUUGAAACAUGAUUCAGUGUCGACAAUUCACAGACAAGCAAUGGGAUCUUUCACAGUCAGGCCAAGAACUGAUUGUGUCAGAGUGUCCGUAAAUGUAUGUCUGAACAGAGUCAUGUGGAGUUUCCAUCUUGCAACGAUUAUGAUGGACCGAUGUCAAAAUAAUGAUUCAUACUGACCCUAACCAUCGGAGAAUGUAUGUAUUCAUAACCAGUACAACACGGCGUACAUAUAUCUGAGAGUAACAAGUGCACGCUAUUACAUGUCUAUUUGUCUCUGAAUGCAUAUUAACUUACCUACAACAGUAUGGUAGUCUACAGCUGAUUACGAUCUUUGCACAGAGUGACACUCUAUAACCACCACGCAAUGCAUAUAUAUGCAGGUAGCCGUUGAUAGUGCACAGAAAAGACAUUCCAAAUUUCUCGAUUAACAGUCCAACCUACCUAGUAUUGCAGAUCAGAGUUUAAUGUGUGCCCAGUUAUGUUUGUUGGUGUCCUUAGGGAAGGAGAGAGGAGGUUGAAAGUGUUCCUUACACAUCAAUUUCGGUUUCAUAGUUUAUUUUAGAACAAAGUCCUACAAACCUCCUCAAUUUUGAGAAAAAUGUGCCACAGAAACAUUUAUUGUUUAUGCAAUCUAAGUUUGUCAGAUAACUUUAAGAAAACCAUAGCGGUUUUGCCAUUACCAUUAUGAAUUUCCGCUCGACAAAUAAGUUCUUCCGUUUGAUUUUUACAAUUAAUAAUUGUGUGUAGUUAUCAAUCAAGCAUACAGAUAUAGAAAAGUAAGCAAAUCAUUGAAAUGAGUGUAACGUGUAAAAUCACAACAAGGAUAUAGGUACUAUUACCUUAAUGACAACAUUAAUGACGUAAUCAUAUCUAGGAGCCGAUUAAUGCGAGCAAUCAAACAUUUUAUUAUAAACGGUUUGUAUAUAUUUGACAAAGCACAAGUGGGGGUUGUUUGAAAACGGACGUGUUUGUCGCUAUAUUAACAACUUGCGAACAACGAUGUAAAGUUGAUAUCUGUGGAGGGUUUCCUUAUGAUUAGGAGUUGUUAGAGCUUUACACUUAUAUAUCAUUUUGUACACACGAGCUUAUUUCACCACAUAUUGAUAUCAUGAAAAGUAGAUUGGAGUCUCAGUAAAAAACCUCUCGGAAACAUUCAUUCAAGGCGUGGGCCUUGUGUCUUGAGGAACAAAUAUUUGUUCACAAUUGAUAGCUACAGAGAAUACAAUGACAUACUGUUUGGUUUGAUGAAUGCAAUAGUCUAUCUGUUUUUGGUAAUUUCUGCUCAUCUGUUUCUCGUUUAAUAUACAUUUGCCCAUACUGGUAUGUCACAACCUGGGGCUACAUAUCCACCAUUUGUCUGUAGGAUUUACAGCGCAUGGUUGCAAUUAAUAAAUUAUGUUUAAAAUCCAUAUACCAAUCUUUUCUGGUGGUGUGUUGAUUGUUUACAUAACCAAUACCUGUUUUUGUUUUUAAUGUG